Molecule: messenger RNA, 1701 nt
Organism: Aureobasidium musti
Lineage: Eukaryota; Fungi; Ascomycota; Dothideomycetes; Dothideales; Saccotheciaceae
Source: the annotation of a GenBank genome assembly
AUGUCCUCAUCAUCGACUGGUGGAUGUGGAUCCACUGGCUGGAUGGGCAUGGUCCUUACAGUCCGCGAGACCAACAUGAUCCUGGUUAUGCAGAAACUCAUGGAGAAGCCUGAAUGGUUUCGCAAAGUCUUCGACGAUAUCAUCUGCAAUAAAUGGAUGGCCGAGGUUAUGAGCCAAGUCGAAGACUUCAGUGAGCUGAUGUGGCAAUAUUGCGUUGCGGAGCUUCGUGACAAAUCCAAAACGCUGGAAGAAACUGGUAUUGUCGCACCUGUCGAUGUCGACGCUCAAGUUGUCUAUUCAGACACCAUGGUCUCUGAGCAAUUGAGACAAGACCUCAAUCGAGCGGUUGCCUCCUUGGAGAAUGUGCCCGCUAAGGAUAAGGACUGGCAUCCUAGAACCCGAGAAAGAGUUCUCGACCUUGUUCACCCUUCCCUGUUUCCUCUAAUCUAUGGUCGCUCUAGAGUCAUGAAGGAAGUCAUACAAAGUCCUGAGAAUACUCCUCGCUUGUAUUCAGAGCAAUUUCAAUGGCUCCCUUGUGAUGUUAAGUUCGAAGGCGAGAACGACGUGAAGAUUGUCAGCUACAUCAACAAUCUGCAUCCACAAGAACAUUCCGAGCUCUAUCGUCUGAUUGAAAAGAUCAUCGCAAAAGCAGUGCCUCUGUGGGACCAAGUUUUCAGCCAUACUGGAGGUUCACUAUGCGAGUACAACGGAACUACGAAAAGCCGUGGUUAUGUUAGACCAUUUCAUCCUCGCGUAGAAAUCAAUGACUAUAGCUGGGAGACUGAGGAAGAGAAAGCGGAACUCAAAACUUUGGCGGAUGCUAUGGAUACUCGUCUUGAUGGCUGGUAUGAAGCCAGUCAAAAAGCCGACGAAGAAAAAGGUCUCUCCAGCGACGAAAGCUGGGAUUUGGAUCAGUGGUGGUCAAGGAACAUGAGGACUUUGCAAAUGCCUGAACCAAAGCCUUUUACACCUCGGGAAGACCCGGGAGAGCCUCUUCUUAAUCUUCGUCAGGAGUAUGCCGACAGCGGAUUGCAAAUCAUUGUCAAGCUGGCCAACACCUAUUUGACGCCUAACGACCCACAGUGGGAUGGCGGUAGCUGGCAUGUCGAAGGCUUGUUGAAUGAACACAUUGUUGCAACGGCCAUCUACUACUUCUCAAACGACAACAUUACACCCUCACAUUUGAAAUUUCGUCACAACGGAAGUGACGAGGCUGGUCUCGACAUGGCAUACGAACAAUACGACUGGGAGCAUCUCGAGAAGAUCACCGGGUUCAGGGACGAAUCAGAUGCUCUUAUCCAGAACCUUGGUAGUGUGCUCUGUAGACAGGGUCGUCUACUAGCUUUCCCAAACGUCUUGCAACAUAACGUGGGAUCCUGCGAGCUCGAGGACCACACGCGACAAGGCGAGAGAAAGAUCCUAGCACUCUUCCUGGUAGACCCGCACGUACGCAUCCCGUCCACAUCCAAGGUUCCUCCACAGCGAAGAGACUGGUGGCAGAGCGAGCUGCAGCGUGAACAUAUCGACAAAUUGAAGACACUGCCAAACGAAUUGAUGGAACAAGUCUUCAACGACGUCACAGAUUUCCCUAUUUCUAUGGAUGAGGCCAAGGAUAUUAGGGAGACUUUGAUGGAAGAGCGUGGGCCUAUCGCCGACGACAUGAUCGAGUGCGAAGCUUCGUUCUACUUCUGCGAGCACUGA